AUGGAAACAACUGACAGUAAUCUGAAUGGCUGGCUGGGUGUCCUCUUAUCGUCGUCAGCUUGUGUCGCUGGAGCUUCCAUCGUAUUUGUGGACAAGUUUUGUCGCAUAUCCUUGCUAGAUAAUAGAGCCUUUAUGGCAUCCUCUAUGUCACUUGCCUCGGGUGUUUUGCUUUUCUCGUCACUAUCGAUCCUGUUCCCACAAGCGCAAAAGAGAUUAGACAACGAUGCCUUGCUGUAUUCAUGCUAUUUCGGCGGUGCUACCUUUACACUUUUUCUGACAAAGCUCAUCCAUCAUUUGAUGCCGGACGCCAUUCAUGCUUGUGGCGAUGCAUCUGAGAGCUGCCAUCAUGCAGAAGAUAACCAUGGUCACCACCAUGAUCACCAUGUCUCACCACAAGAAAGACGCAAAUUGAAUGAUCAUCCAUGCGACGUCGAAUACGGUACAAUCCGCUCCAGUGAAUCUCAUUUUCGAUUUCAUCAUGAUGAUCUUGUCCAUAGCAACGGACCCUUAAAUCAUAGAGACCACCAAGGCGAUGACACGGUCAGUGAAUGUCCUAGCACUCAGCAUCACAAUCAUCACGAAUCAGUGGAGCAAACUGUCAGCAAUGAUCCUGGACACUACUAUAGCAUUGGAAUCCAGACUGCUAUUGCCAUUUGUGUUCAUAAAUUUCCUGAGGGUCUUAUUAUGUUUGUGUCUAGCAAAGCCUCUGCUGCGCUUGGUUUGAGCGUUGGUAUCGCCAUGUCGAUUCAUAAUUUGACUGAAGGUUUCAUGAUUGCUUUGCCCUUGUAUUACGCUACACGAUCACGUACUACUGCUUUCACCUAUGCUGCCAUUAUGGGUGGAUUCUCUCAGCCAUUAGGUGCACUCAUUGGGUUAUUCUUGAUUCAAAACAUCUCUAAACAAAGCGAAAAUCUUUUGUUUGGUAUUGUAUUUGGUUGUGUAAGCGGAAUGAUGUCCCUUAUAACCAUUCAGAGCAUGUUGCCACAAGCAAUCAGGGCUGAUUCUCACCAACAUUAUGUGCUCAUGUUUUUCUUUUUGGGAAUAUUCUUGGUGGGCCUUUCUUCAGUACUUGAAGCCCUGUAA
This is a messenger RNA of Mucor velutinosus, 1083 nucleotides long. RefSeq lists its product as uncharacterized. NCBI's taxonomy places the organism in Eukaryota, Fungi, Mucoromycota, Mucoromycetes, Mucorales, Mucoraceae. Gene Ontology annotation, biological process: zinc ion transmembrane transport. The transcript is spliced from 4 exons. The record is from RefSeq and is a predicted model, not a curated record. The coding region runs from base 1 to 1083 and encodes 360 amino acids. Gene Ontology annotation, cellular component: fungal-type vacuole membrane. Gene Ontology annotation, molecular function: zinc ion transmembrane transporter activity.